AUGGAUAUCUCCAACUCUUCUCUUCAGCUUCAAGACAGCGGCGUCUUCCUGUUUGACUGCCAGAGCUUUCUGGAUCAGAGUAACCUCACGUCUGAUGUCGGCUACUACAGCGCCAGCGGCAGUCUGUCUCCGACCUCCUCCAUCGAUUCCUGUGGCUUCUCUCCUCCAGCUUACACUUGUGGGGUUGGACCGGAUAUACCACAGAUCCUCCAGCAUGACAGCACUCAGGUGAAGAGAAAGACCGGACGGCCAAGGUCAAAAUUCCCUGGAGUGAAACGGGAAACUGCGAGCGAACGGGAGAAGUUGAGGAUGAGGGAUCUGACCAAAGCUCUUCAUCACCUGAGGACCUACCUGCCUCCGUCAGUGGCUCCGGCGGGAAAGACCUUGACCAAGAUUGAAACGCUGAGACUCGCUAUCCAGUACAUCUCCGAUCUGUCCGAACAACUUGUGAUAAGCGAAGAUGAAGCGCGUCUGGGAGUUUCUUCAGAGCAGAUACAAACCGGUGACACUUCACCGAGCACAUUUAACCAAUUCACAGAAGAACCAACAGUUAUAAAAAGAUUACCAGCUCAACAGUUUCAGCCCUGUUAUCAGAACGCAGAUGAUUUCCUCGCAUUUCAAUCACAAGAGUUUUGGAUGCGCCAGCAGCAGCAUUUCUUCAAUGGACAUUGUUGA
Molecule: messenger RNA, 675 nt
Organism: Paramisgurnus dabryanus
Lineage: Eukaryota; Metazoa; Chordata; Actinopteri; Cypriniformes; Cobitidae
Gene: mespaa
Product: mesoderm posterior aa
Biological process (GO): somite rostral/caudal axis specification; mesoderm formation; heart morphogenesis
Cellular component (GO): nucleus
Molecular function (GO): DNA-binding transcription factor activity, RNA polymerase II-specific; RNA polymerase II cis-regulatory region sequence-specific DNA binding; protein dimerization activity
Source: RefSeq, a predicted model, not a curated record